AUGGACCUCUUCCAGAGGUUGCCGACAGAGGUUCUGUGCCUCAUCGUAGAUGAGCUCCUCCCCGUCGGCUGGGAUAAAAGCCAAGAAGGCCGUGACCAGCUUGAGAAAAGACCGUUGUGCAAGAGAUUCGAUGCGGUCAUCUCCUAUCGCGCAAACAAACGGAUCGACCUCAGCCAUCUCAUGAUGGUGGCCCCAACAAUGACGACCGAUACAGCGGUCUGGUUGCUGUACCAGAAAGUGCUGGCGGAAGGAACCACUGAGGUGGAACACACUGUGACCCCUCCAGAUGCCGCUAGUCUUCCUGCUCGUUGUGGAGGGUCGAUCCAAAGUUAUCUGCUCUGGGCAUGUCAACUAGCGCUCGUCCGUUCACUGGUGGCAGGGGGCGCUGAUAUUAACGAGUGCGAUGAGUUCCUUGGCUCACCCCUGGUCGCCGCCACCUUAGGCCACCAAGGAGACAUUGCGCGUCUUCUCUUCAGAUUGGGGGCAGAUGCGGAGCAAGGUGUGGUGUGCGUGGGUAGCUCGUUCAUUGUGGCUGCGCGUCUCCAGAUGAAGAAACUGGUUCGAUUGUUCCUUCGGGGUAAAAAGGUGAACCCUAACCAAAGGGAUAUCUCUGGUUACACGGCACUCUACUGGUGCUCCCGUUAUGGCGAUGCCGAUCUCGUGCGGCUCCUCCUUGACCACCCGUCCAUUGACCUGCAAUCAGAUAACCAUGGCCGAGACGCACUCGCUUGCGCUGCCGCUGAGGGCCACGAAGAGAUCGUUCAAUGGCUGGUGGGACACGACGAGAUCCAGACGAACAACCACGACGGCCUGUCCUUGUUCAAAGCAGUGGCAAGGGGGCAUGAGAAAGUGGCCACUGAUCGAGGCCGUCCAAAAAGGCCACGAGAACAUCAUCCGUUCCCUGCUGAACUUCCCGGCAACCGAUCCAAAUGCCAGAACCUGGUCCACCCCUCCGCUCUUUGUGUCGCAUCCAAGAAAGGCUCACGCCGCAUGGUGAAGAUGCUACUUGCCCACAAAGAUAUCAAGGUCAACGAGUGGGGCGCCAAAAACCGCACGUCGCUCUCACUCGCAGCGAGACACGGCCAUGACGAUGUCUUUCGUUUGCUUCUCGACCAUGACGAUAUCGACUUGGGGCUCGCGGAUAUCUCCGGCAUGUUGCCUUUGAUGCACGCAAGUCGGAAGGUCCAUGCCAAGAUCGUGCGGCUACUCCUCCUGUAUUGGCCAUCGUCAAUAGAUGUGAAGGACAACUUUGGCAAGACAUCUUUGAUGGUAGCUGCCCGACAUGGCCACCUCGAUGUGGUGCAAGUUCUUCUGGAGUUUGAUGCCGACGUUAGUCUGAAAGACCAUUUCUACCAGACCGCACUGGAUUGCGCGAGAGAGCGGAAGCACCCAGGCAUCGAAACUCUUUUGCUUCAAGCAAGUGCAGAGGCAACACGAUCUGAGAGAUCAGGUGCCAGCUCCGUGAGCACGCAAACGCGGGAACAAGCGACGAAAGUCAAAAUCACGUCGCAGAUCCUCCGCUUGAGUGUCUUUGUUACUUGUUGCUUGUUGUUUAUUGUCUCUUGCGUGUGGAGAUUACCCCGUUUGGAUAGGAGGAAUGCGUAA
This is a messenger RNA of Penicillium subrubescens, 1605 nucleotides long. RefSeq names its product ankyrin repeat domain-containing protein. Gene Ontology annotation, molecular function: protein binding. The record is from RefSeq and is a predicted model, not a curated record. The transcript has 4 exons. NCBI's taxonomy places the organism in Eukaryota, Fungi, Ascomycota, Eurotiomycetes, Eurotiales, Aspergillaceae. The coding region runs from base 1 to 1605 and encodes 534 amino acids.